Molecule: messenger RNA, 4398 nt
Organism: Siniperca chuatsi (mandarin fish)
Lineage: Eukaryota; Metazoa; Chordata; Actinopteri; Centrarchiformes; Sinipercidae
Product: serine/threonine-protein kinase/endoribonuclease IRE1
Exons: 7
Coding region: 678-3467 (929 amino acids)
Biological process (GO): IRE1-mediated unfolded protein response; mRNA processing; protein phosphorylation
Cellular component (GO): IRE1-TRAF2-ASK1 complex
Molecular function (GO): protein serine/threonine kinase activity; ATP binding; RNA endonuclease activity
Source: RefSeq, a predicted model, not a curated record
AUUUACCUUAAAAUCAUAUUGUAAAAUAAUCAGUGUGCUCGCUUAAGAGAAGCACUCUCAUGUAGACCUACUCUUAUUCAUAAUUCACGCUUAUGGUUAUUUGAUGACAUCAUGAUGAACAUUUACUUGAGUUACAUUGAGUUGCCCUCCGGUUUGAAAUAUCCACCAUCUGUACUCACCUUAAUACAACGUUGAUAAAUGGAAUAUCGUUUGAGCUUCUGAAAGCAUUGAAAAAUUACACCGGACACAAAAAACACAUUUUCUAAUGAUAGCUGUUGGCUGCUUGUCUAAAGUUUAACACUAGAACCGCCAACGGGUAAAAUUUACCUGCUGCUGUUUUUCGAUUGUAUGUAACUUUGUUUCUAUACAAUAUUCAAGCCCCCGAGUCUUUGACUUUUUGUGAGCGCAGUCAUUUUCGUCGUAUAAAUUUCUCGCGUUUAGAUGAACAUUGGCGCCUUUUGUCUACUUCCGUGCGUGACAGAGCUGUGUCAAGUCACAGGCUCAGCUUCAAUCUGGAUAAGAGAAAGAGAGUUAUGAAUGCAGAACAGGCAUCGGGCCUGCUCUAUGCACUGAGGGAAGCAGAGGCUUCAGGGCUGAGGCUGUGUCCUGGGUUGAUCGACGGGUCAUCAUCUGACAGCGAUCCAGAGCCUUCGUGAAAAUUACUCUGAGGCAAAGAAAUGAAUAUCUUCACACAGAUAGAAGUGACUGCCCCAACAGAAACGCAUCCUAUAAUACAGUCUAUAAUUAACAACAACCUCAAGAAGCUCCAAAAAUUACUGAGGAACAACAACAACAUUAAUGCACAUUACCCCUGCAAAGAGUUGGCUGACUAUAUAACCCCACUGAUUGCUGCUGUUGUAAAUCACAAUAGGGAUAUUUGUACUUACCUACUGAAACAGAGUGCAGACCCAAACAGUCCUUCCCAACGUGGUUUGACGCCUUUGCAUUAUGUCUCACUAUCCAAAGCACCAGUUAUUUUUGUGGAGAAACUGCUUGAAGCGAAAGCUAAUCCAGAUGGAUGGAGUUCCAUUGGACUACAACAGCGAUUCACGCCGCUGCAAACUGCUGCCAUCAAUGACAGGGAUGAUGUCUUGAAAGUGCUAAUGUCUGCUGGCGCACAGGUCACAUUGUUACCUAUCACUAAUCCUGAACAUAUUACUCACAAUGAAACAAUAUCUCAGAUGAUUCAUAAGCUUGCAACGAAAGGAGAUGAAUUAUGCUCCAAAAUCAGAUAUUUCCUGGAUAUGGAAAUUGCUGUGAAAGGGAAAACACCUGAAGAAGUGUUCAAAACCUUUAACAGUCACAUGCUGCUGGAGCAUCCUCAGACCCAUCUGACCAUGAUUGAAACACUUUUUAAUGUAACUGGACCAGAUGCAGAAAGAUACCGCCAGGGAAGCAUCAAAUGGCUGAAGGAUACUGAAAAUCUGAACUCCUACAUUGCAGGUGCAGUCAGUCGCUUUCCAAACAGCCCCCAGAAACAUGUACAAUUGGCAAUUAUUAGUUUACAUGCAGUUUUGUGUACUGUAGAAGAGAUACCAAAUGAGCAAUCACAAGCUAUAAUCCCCCAACUACUGAAACAGCUUUCUUUAAAAAAUACACCUGAUAUGUGGCAAGUUCUUCUGCAAACACUGUACAUGAUAACACAGAAAACCAAAGGCACAAAUGGCUGGGAUCCCAACUUUAUUGAGAAGUUAUGCAAAACUGUUGCUCCUUUUUUGAAGGACCAAUACUCCUCUGACAUUAGAGUCUUCACAUACGGCAUAUUUGGAAACUUGCUUUCAGUUGAACAUGCUGUUAACAUCUUUACAUCAGUGGGGAUAACUUCAGUGCCCGAGGACAUACUGACAUCUGCAGAUAUGAAGAUGCUAAAAGAUCUUAAAGAAGUGCUCAGACGACUGAAAAAUCAUUUCAGCAAACCAAACUCGGAAAGUGAGGUCCCUACAGCCUUACCUCGAUCCAAGAAAAAGAAGAAAAAGAAGAAAAAGAAGAAAAAGGACAAGUCUGAAAAGCGAGAAGAUCCAAAUGAUGAAGUUUGUACUGCUACAACUGAUCUAACAGCAGCUCCUGUUGUAGAGCCAAUGUCAAAUGCUAAGCCAUUCAACACAACUAUUUCAUUAAUAGCAGACAAAUGGCUACAAAUCAGCAAGAGGUGGAGAGAAAAGUUAGAGAAGCUUGUUCGCACUGAUGAAAGUAAUGUAACCAGGGUUGGGAGCCUGAUUUAUGUGAAUGAUGCAGAAUUCCGCAUAGCGAAGGGAAGUGAUGGUACUGAAGUCUUCUUGGGGCUGAGAGAUGAUGGCACUGAAGUUGCUAUUAAGAGAAUGUCUAAAUGCAACUAUCAAGUGCUGAAGAAUGAGGAAGGAUUUCUGCGACUUCCAGAGCUUGAUCAUCAAUCUAUUGUACGAUACGUUGACUUCGCAGAGGACGAGAACUUUGGAUACCUUGGUCUUCAACUUUGUGAAUACACACUGGAAGAAUACAUCAGAAAUAAUGAUGGUGAUCCACUGAAACUUGCCAAACAGGUUCUCAAGAGUUUAAAGGUGCUUCAUUGUCAAAAUCCUCCAAUCCUCCACCGGGAUCUCAAACCACAGAAUGUUUUGAUCGAUGUUAAAGGGAAGGCAAGAUUAGCUGAUUUUGGCAUAAGUAGACGGUUACUUAAAGGCCAAACAACUUAUCGCACAGGCAAGGCAGGAACAAAAUGCUGGAUGGCCAAGGAGACUUUAGAAGACGAAGCUGACAUACCAUACAAGUGGAGCACGGAUGUACAGGUGGCAGGGAUGCUGAUUUAUUAUAUCCUCUCUCGAGGACACCAUCCUUUCGGUGACAAAUCCUAUAAAUGUGAGAGCAACAUUGAUGAAGGGAUCUACACUUUGGACCAUGUUCGAGAUGUGGUGGCAAAGGAUCUCAUUGAGUGGAUGAUCGAUAAAGAACCAAAGAACAGACCUAAAGUGGAAGAAUGCUUGAAUCAUCCCUUCUUCUGGACCACUGACAGGAGAGUAGAAUACUUGAAGAAGGUUGGAAACAGGAAGGAGGUGGAAAACUGUCGAAAUGCUGACCAGGAAUUCAUUUCUUCGCUGGAAAAAUGUGCUGGGGAUGGAUCCUUCAAACAGUGGAAAAAUAAGUUUCCUCCAGAGUUGGUCCAGAAGAUGGAGGGCAAGAAGAAGCCCUACCCUGAAAACACGUUGGGAUUACUGCGCUUCAUACGAAACCUCCAUGAGCACUAUCCCGAGGAUGCAGCCGAAAUUGAUCUGAUGUUGAUGUUUCUCGAUCUCUUUGGAUGUGCUUAUACAUUUGCCAAAAGCCAAGGCUGGAAUUUAGAGACACCGCUGAAGGAAAUGUUUACAACAAAAGUGUUUCCAAGAAACAACAUCACCACCAGAGCUAUAAUGCCACUCACAAACUCAGACGAGCAUCUCAACUCGCCUGUUCAAGAAUCUAAACACAUUUCUACAAUGCCAACUUCAAACUGACACCAGGCUCGUUACUGUAGUCAAUUUAGUGGGGUCUUUACUUACAUGUAAAUGAGCCCUGCUGCAACUGAGCUGAUUUGAAUGAACUGCAGCUAAAAUGUCAUAACGGCUGUCUCAGUCCUGUUUUUCCAGUCUGCCUCUCUGUCCAUCCCUUCGGCCACAUUCUUUCUUCCCCCAGGCCCAUGUAUUACUUAGAAGCUCUCCAGACUUGCCAUUCUUCAUCCAUCCACCAGAUGCCCUCAGACUUUCCCAGCAGUCCCAGACACCUCCUACAUCCACCUGCUCACCUUUCCUCAUUCCCCAAUUACUCCCCCACAGUAUUUAUGCCAGCCCAUCUGCAAUUGCUUCUGCCCAGAUUGUCAAUGUUGGUCCUACCUUUCAGAUUUGUUUGAUGAAUCUGCCCCAUUCACAAAGAAUCUUAGAAAGGCUUGGGGAAAAUAUGUUUUGGUAGUAACUUUAAAUGUAUCCAGUCAUGUUCUAUCAAUUCAAAAUAAGGUGAUCCGUCUGUUUAACUGUUGUCAGGUGAAACUAUGCUCAAUAUUUCCAUCAGUGCCUCCUUUAUGUGUUUGGUAUAAGUCUUGUGAGGGGUCGCUAGGUCACACGCUUUGUCCAAAAGUCCAAAAGUUCUGGUGUCACAAUGGUAUUCGGAUGUACAUGAUAUGAUGAGCGGGGCCUCUUUCAGGUCCAGAAAUUGCAAUAUUAAGUUGGUUAAUUAUUGCUAUAUUUCCAUGGCAAGCUUCAAUAACAUGUUAUUUUUUAAUUUAAGGGAAUGGUAUUGCAAAUUUGAAAAACAAAGUAAUAUGCAAGCUUUACUACAUACAGAUUCUCUGUAUUUUUAUCAUUUUUCUUUUUGGUAUAUUGGAUGUUAUUCUCAGAAUAGUUUAAUAAUAAGUUUUAACUUGAGUAUCUAAAUAAAUAUGUAAAAAAAAUA